Messenger RNA from Peronospora matthiolae, 132 nucleotides. The record is from the annotation of a GenBank genome assembly. Lineage: Eukaryota; Oomycota; Peronosporomycetes; Peronosporales; Peronosporaceae.
AUGGCGCGUGACGCACGAGUGAGCAGUGAAAAGAGGCGGAGGAUGCCCAUCUAUGCGGCACAGCUAGGCAACUGCUCAGUGGACUCUGCUCUGGGACUUCAACGUGUCCAGCUCGACGCUGGAAAUGGGUAG